This is a messenger RNA of Acanthoscelides obtectus, 5806 nucleotides long. NCBI's taxonomy places the organism in Eukaryota, Metazoa, Arthropoda, Insecta, Coleoptera, Chrysomelidae. The record is from the annotation of a GenBank genome assembly.
GCCGCUUCAGAUUCCUAUCAGGCCGGCGCCAUGCGUGGCCCAAAAAUAGCGAGUAAUAUUGGCAAACUGCCCCUAUAACACUGUACUAACGUUAGUUUAGUGUACGUGCAGCUCCGUUGAGGAUGCUUGAUACGAUCGUGGACCUAUUCAGCUGCUCUUCUGGAGGUAGUGUUAGGAAGUCAUCUUCCACUUCUUGGUUCAAAGGCAACAACAAUGCGUCCAUCGCCGUACCAUCGAAAGACGGCGGUCUGGGCAUUAGCCGGGCACAGUGGCGCGGCAACAGGACAGCAUCAAUCGGGAGCACAGGCGCAGGCGCAGGCGGGAAUGCAGGCGGAGACAGCGGGGGGCGGUGCAACGGGACCGCGCCUCAGGACGGCGGAGAGGCCGGGCCAAAGGGGCCGGACCAGCUGGAGGGGCCGGGCACAGCUCAGAAUGACUCUCUUCACCUCAAGAGACGGGUGGGACUCGUCAGUGGGGUGGCUCUAAUUGUCGGCACCAUGAUAGGUUCUGGAAUAUUCGUUUCCCCUUCUGGACUGUUGGAGAGAACAGGAUCCAUUGGGAUGAGUUUUGUGAUAUGGAUGGCAUGUGGAUUGCUAUCCCUGCUAGGUGCUCUGUCGUACGCAGAGCUAGGCACGAUGAACACAUCGUCGGGUGCGGAGUACGCGUACUUCAUGGACGCUUUUGGCGCUCCGCCCGCGUUCCUGUUCUCGUGGGCCAGUACUCUGGUACUGAAGCCCUCACAGAUGGCCAUCAUCUGCCUCAGUUUCGGCAAAUACGCCGUAGAGGCGUUCGUUACUGAAUGCGAGCCGCCUGACAUUGUCGUCAAAAUGGUCGCGUUGCUUGCCAUGGUUGUGAUAUUGUACGUGAAUUGCUACAGCGUAAAUCUUGCCACAAGUGUACAAAAUGUCUUCACGGCAGCAAAGUUGGUUGCUGUGCUGAUCGUCAUAAUGGGAGGAGCGUAUAAGAUGUUUGAAGACCACUUUUAUUUUUCAGGAAAUACUCAACACUUGAAGGAACCAUUCAAGGAUACACAGUUUAGCAUCGGAAACAUCGCAACUGCAUUUUACACAGGCCUAUGGGCUUACGAUGGUUGGAAUAACUUGAAUUACGUCACAGAAGAAAUAAAAAAUCCAUCCAAGAACCUGCCACGUAGCAUUGUCAUAGGCAUUCCGUUGGUAACGGUGUGUUACGCCUUAAUCAACGUUUCGUACUUAACAGUGAUGUCUCCAAUGGAAAUGGCGACCAGUGAAGCGGUAGCGGUGACGUUCGGUAACCGUGUCCUAGGAGUGAUGUCCUGGCUCAUGCCGCUAUCUGUAACAAUCUCCACAUUCGGAUCGGCGAACGGAACCCUGUUUGCUGCCGGAAGGUUGUGUUUUGCAGCCAGUAGGGAAGGCCAUCUGUUGGACAUCCUAAGCUAUGUGCAUGUCAGAAGAUACACACCGGCACCUGGCUUGGUGUUCCAUUCCAUAAUAGCUGGAGCCAUGGUGAUGUACGGUACCAUUGAUUCUUUGAUAGACUUCUUCAGUUUCACUGCAUGGAUAUUCUACGGGGGAGCAAUGGUAGCUCUGAUUAUGAUGCGGUAUACGAAACCAAACUACCCUAGGCCCUACAAGGUGCCGAUUAUCAUUCCUUACUUGGUUUUAGUGAUCUCUAUAUACCUGAUAAUAGGUCCGAUAGUGGAUAAGCCUACGAUUGAGUACCUGUAUGCCUCGUUCUUUAUUUUGGGAGGAAUGGUAUUCUACGUUCCAUUUGUGCAUUAUAAACUACGAAUACCAUACAUGGAUGGGGUCACCGUAUUUCUGCAAAUGCUAUUUGAGGUAGCACCAACAACAUCGAUGUUUGAUUGAAAUAAUAAUAUAGACAUAACUAUAAAAUGCUCAAGAUAUGAUAGAUAUAAUUUAUCCUCUACUGAAAUCAUGGUUACAGGAAUUACAUUUUGGUACUCCAUAACAUCUUAUUGAAGCAAAUAAAAUCAUGUAGAAUAACGACACCUGUCAAUUCUGUAGCGCUCAAAAAGGUUUAAUGAAGGCAGGCAAUAUAAGAACCAAUGAUGAAGCAACGACUUCCCAAAAUAAACUUGGUCGGUAAGGAUUUGUUGAGAAAACCUGAGUUGUAAUAUGUUGAGGAGUACUGCAUUAUUAGGUAAAAUAAUAAAAAACUAAUAAAUUGCACGAAUCAUUCCAACAUUGUUGGACAAACUGUGGGGUGCAACACGGCUGUCCUAAUGAUAUAUACUUUUACUAGAAAGUGUUACUUUUAAGGAAAUAAAGUUGUAUAUUUUUAUAAAUUAUAGAGGCUUAGUUUGUAUGGUACUGACGGUGAUCGAACAACAGCUAGCUUACCUUAUAUAGUGGUUGUGACAUCACCUUUUUGUGAAAAUGUGUUCUAGAAGAUACGCUAUUUGCUGCAGGGUAUUCGUACAACAACAUACUCGUACAACAAAUAAGGUUGAUAAAAUUUGGCCGUUUUUCGCCCAUCACAUUCUUGGAGAUGAUCGUUAAAAGUUUGGAUUUAGGCUAUUUUAUCAAGUUUACGUAUAUUCAUUUACUUUUGCAAUAAAAUGACAAAAAAAUAUGAAACAUCUUAAACUCAGCAUGUAUAUUGAAUUUUAGCCAUUUUAAAGUUUUAUUUUGAAAAAUUGCUUAACAGCUUUGGGCGUCACAAUGUACAGGAGUAUUAUUGAUGGCUAAAAAUACAGGAUAUGAUUCUUUAGCUUAUUUUUGCAGGAAAAGUUUAUAUGAACAUAUGUCCUAAACCCCUUAACGUUUGUUAACAUUUUAAGAAAAAAAAUCGUGUUAUUAUAAGUUUAAUACUGUUCUAGAUAUCUUCUUGAAAUUUGACACGCACCUACUAAGCGCCAAUAGGAAUUUUUUUAAGUAGAAUAUUUUGCAACAAGUUUUGACAAUUUCUGUGGAUCAAAGAAACUAAUACUAUUUAAUUGAAUUAUCACAAGAAUUGUUGAAAAUGUCCUCAUUCACUUAGAAUACCGGCUUCAAUUCACUUUCUCAUGGUUUGUCGAACCCUUUCCAAAAUCCCAGAAGUAUUUCUUAUGGUUUGUCAAGAAAGUAAAAUUUUCUGCCUUAGUUCCUCUACAAUUUGAACCAGUGUAGUAUAAAGUCUUGACUUGCCCCUACAAAAUAAUUAAAUAGUCUAAACUGUUUAAAUCAGGACACCAGGGAGGCAAAGAUUGAGUUCCCCUAUCCAGCGAUUCGGAAACGCUUAAUUUUGUAAUUCCCUACCAUGAAUGCUGAAAUUUGAAGGAACACCAUCAUGCAUGUACAUCUUUUCUUCUCUUAAUAAUAGAGGUGCGUCCUCGAGCAAAAUUCGCAAAUCGUUUUCAAUAAAGUGACGAUUGGAUAGUUUAUAAAGUCGUCCUGGAAGGAAGAACGGUCCUAUGAGGAAACCUUCAACUAUUCCAGCUUGAUAUAUAAUCAAGUUAACAAGUCAUUUUGGGUUUACUAAGGAUGGAUCAACUGUGGAGAAUUUGGUGUCUUAUAAAGCUGAUCUGUUGGAGGCCUUGGAAAGGGGUCCACGUGGAUGUAAUCUACACAGCCUUUUCCAAGGCUUUCGACAGAGUGAACUUCCGACAUUCUAUUGACAAAGUUGUCAGCUACCUUAAGCUGGUUAGAGAGCUUGCUUUAAGGAAGGACUCAAUCUCUAAAAAUCAGUGGGUAUCUGUCUUCGAACUUCAAGGUUACAUCAGCGGUUCCUCAGGGAUCCCAUUGUGCUACUCUCCUAUUCAUUUUGUUUGCGAAUGACAUACCUGAUGUUCUUAUUCAUUAUAAAGGAACUAUGUUAGCUGAUGACCUGAACAUUUCCAGAACAAUUAUUACGGAGAAAGACGACAUAGUAGACACAGUUUACUUGUAUCUGAACUCUGAUAAAUGCUUUUUCACAAGUUUCUUCAAAAGUAGGAGUAGAAUUUCAACUGGCUAUAAAUUAAAUAAUGAUGCCUUAUCUUAUUAGGCUACCGCUAGGGAUCUUGGAGUGCUUUUUGAUGAAAGGCUUAACUUUUCAGACCAUGUUAUCAAAGUUAGCAUAAAGGGCGUACAGAUGCUGGGCUUUAUUUGGAGAAAUUGCAAGUGUUUUACAAUGAACAGCUUCGAAAUUUUAUACUGCUCCUUGGUAAGAUCAAAUCUAGAAUAUGCCACAGUAGUAUGGUCCCCUCAGUACCAGAGUUAUAAAUAUGACAGAGAGCGUGUCCUGUAUAAAUUUUUACGUCUUCUUUAAAGAUGAACUUAAACAUGACGGAAUAUCAUUGAGCUGACAUGUUAGAACAUUUGCGUUUACCUACAUUGGGACAUACAGGCGCUUGGUCUUUGAUGGUUGUUUAGCUUUCAAAAUUUUAUUGGGGCUUAUCGAUUUUGAAAUUUUGUUAAGUUUAAUAGAACAUUGCGUCAGCACUCUCCACUCGAUAGAGCGCUUCGUGUUAUCAAUUUGGCUCAGUUUGAUAUUGACAUCGUUACCUGUACACCCUCACGCUCUUUUAAUUUUUUAUUUUUAUAAUUAUGUCGUGUGAGCUUGCAUGUUGUAAAUGUUAUUCCCAUUUUGUAAUUUUAUUUUGUAAAAAUGGGGUUACCCGUAAAUUUAGUAAAUAAAAUAAAAAAAUAAUCAAUUAAAUUACAACCUGUAGGGUCUUAAUGAUAUGCUGUAAUUACAAGGAAGGAUUCCUGAACCAAAUUCAAGUAGAAAAGUUCAUACAACAUAUGUACUAUGAAAGGUCUGAUUUCCAAGAUAAAGGGAAUCGAAGAUUAAAAAAAUAGUUUUUGACAGGAAAAAUAAUAGCAAACUGUCAUGGAAGGUCAUAGCAACACAACAACGUACCCUAACAACGAUCAAAGUUGAUUUGAAUAAUUUUUCGACACGUACCUAAUGGUUUGCUUUUUAAUGUUUUCCCUCGGAAACGAAGUGAGAUACCGAAAGACAAAAAGUAGUAUGAUUCACUGCUCAGUCAGAUAUAGGCAUAUUUUUAAAGUCAGUGGCGUACAUUUUUCGUCAAUGCCCCUUAAUAUCUUCUUACAAUGAACAAUACUGACAAAAUUCAACAUAACCAACACAAGCAUGUUUCAGAUAUUAACAAAAGACCAACUUUGACACAAUGUAUUGUGGAAACCAGACUUUCUAGCGCACAUGUUUAUAUGAACUUUGGUUUAGAAAUACGCCCGUAUAAUCACGGCCUAUUGAAAUAUUGAAAAAAAUAGUGUUACUAAUUGCCCGAUUUGUGCAAAACGGCCGACAUUUAUCCGCCCCCAUUACAAUCAAGGACGUACCUGUAAGUAGCAUAACGCCUCCCCCAGGUUGGUAUAUCUACAGACAAAGCCAAAUGAUAAAUGAAUAUACUAUUUUUUCUGAUGGUGCAUUUUCGAAAUGAUUAUAUACAUUUAUAGGAAAAGUCUGAAUAUUUUAGAUGUAUCUUCUCUUCCUUGUAACCAUGAUAUAUUUUCAAAGUAAUUUUAAAGAAUGUUUAAGGUAAAAGUAUGUUGCUAUCAUUCCUUACCUAAACAUUGUUGAUCGUUUGAUAUUUAUUUUUAAAUUGAUGUUAUAUUUUUUUACACCAAAAAUUUUACAGACAUGAAAGUAAUCUCACAUGUACCUAAUGCAAUGAGGUUUAAAAGUAGAAUGUUAGUUCAUCUUAGUGCAAAUACACGUGUCAAAUAAUGUUUAUGAAAUGUGUACAUAUCCAUGUUGCUUUCAUGUUGUGAUUUUUUAUAAAAUCAAAAGUUUAUUUGUUAAGUUUUUAUAAAACAGAUACAUUGUUGCCAAAUGAUGUGAAGCUAAUGAUGUAAUAAAAAUAGUAAAAUCUACA